This is a messenger RNA of Procambarus clarkii (red swamp crayfish), 703 nucleotides long. NCBI's taxonomy places the organism in Eukaryota, Metazoa, Arthropoda, Malacostraca, Decapoda, Cambaridae. The record is from RefSeq and is a predicted model, not a curated record.
GUGUGUGUGUGACUAAUGCCGUGUGCGUCUCCUCCCGCCAGGGACGAGGACAUGCAGAGUAUGGCCUCCCUCAUGUCCAUGAACACUCCCAACGACAUCGCGCCGCUCGAGGACUUCGACGACGAGGACGAGAACGAAGGUCGCUGCUACAGUGAGCCGGUGAGCAGAGUGUCCACCCUCCGGCGCAAGGGACGCUCCACCCUCACCUCGCCAGGCUCCCCAGGUGAUGCCAUGGUCCGAUCAGCUGAGUUCAGUCAGCUAGCGGCGCAAAUCAGCUCCCUGACCUCGUCCUUCCACCAGGACGACCCCCUCUCCUUCUCCUUCAGCGACUCCCUGGUCGUUGCCGGCUACCCCCUGGACCUGCCGAGCCCCGACUUCGGCCACCUGCCGCCAGACUCGGCCCACUCACCGCCCCACUCACCCUACACGCCCACGCCCACGCCCACUCCUCUGCAAGAUUCUCCCCUCAACGCCUUCGAUGAGAAGGAGGAGGACGCCGCCACGCUGGAGGGCGGCGAGGAGCACGCCAACGCAAUCUCCACCGAAGGACACCCGCCCGCCACCUCCCACAACCACCAGAGUUGUGAGGGAGACGCUGCUGGGGCCAGCGAAGCAGUCGCCACCACUACCUCCACCGCCCCUCCCGCCUCUGACCCCGCCUACACAUCCGUCCAUGAGGGGUGAGUACUCUACUCUCGUGUUC